This is a messenger RNA of Colletotrichum paranaense, 1044 nucleotides long. RefSeq lists its product as uncharacterized. The transcript is spliced from 2 exons. The annotation marks the transcript as partial. NCBI's taxonomy places the organism in Eukaryota, Fungi, Ascomycota, Sordariomycetes, Glomerellales, Glomerellaceae. The record is from RefSeq and is a predicted model, not a curated record.
UACCUCUGCCAUGUACCUCGACCUACUCUUGUUUGGGUACUUGGGGAGUGUCCGGACACGAACCCCUCCUGGGAUACGACUGCGGUAGGGACACCGUUGUCGCACCCGCACCGCACCCGCACGCCGCAGGGCACACGCCCACCGUCCACUCCUCCGUGGCCGCUACCAAGUUUCUUCGCUGCACAUCCCUCGGCCGUCACGGCCACGCCGCAGUGCCACGCCGAACAUUCCGCGCCGCCCCCUGCAACUCGCGUGCGAAAAAGUGGGAGGAAGCAAGUUGAGGUGGUACACGGGUUGAAAUGCUGCCAAUCCACAACCACUUCGCAACUCGGCUCCCCUACCCACGCAAACGGUCACGAUACAAUUUUGAAACUCGCAGGUUGCAGCUGCGCCUCACGGCACGUUCGCAGCCAGAGUACCAAUCUUAGCACUACGACAAGUAUCGCACCCAGAGUUCGUCGUCUCGCGCUACCGAACCCUCUAGGCAAUCUGAGUAAGAUGGACCAGGUCCCAGGGUGCAACUCGACAGCGACGUUUCCUGCACGUCCACUAGCUCUUGGCUGUUUCUACCCCGCGCUUCCAGACGAAGCACCAGCCAGACACAACCUUAUCUCACGACGGGCAACGUUCGCCGGGCCACUGAAAAAGGGCCAUCGAUCGGAGACAGCUGUAUUACGAGUCAGCUUCGCUCAGAGUUUGAAGCCAUCGGCCUCUCAUCGAUGGGAGCACGAUCUCCAAGUUACUAUACGCAACGGGAGCAAUACGGGCCAUCGUCAGACACACUUACACGCAACGUCCGUUGCGCACUGCCCCGCCUCGCAUCGCGACUUUGCUACAGCUCUGCAAACGGGAAACUCGUGCCGGCGAUUGGACAUUCAAGCCAUCCAGACAAGACAGUCAUCCGAGUUCCUCGCCAUGCGGCCAAUGCUUGACAUCACUUCCCGUCGCCACCCCGUCCAAUCCGCGCCCUCUCCCGCCUCGACGUGGAUGGUAGUUCAGGCGACAACAGACCACUCUCCCCAACUUUGCCCAUCUUCAACGUAA